CUGCCAUAAUCGAAUUUCAACUUCCACAACAAGGAAGCUGAAAAGACCAAACUUUCAAACAACCCAAGUAAUUCAAAGCUAUGGUCAUUAUUUGCAGAGGUUUAGGGUUUAACCACAAGCAAUUCCUCUCGUUCCCUAACUUUUUCUUUCUACGCACUUUCAUGGCUACUUCUCCCCUCGCUUCCCUUUCCCCUGCUUCUCCUGCUGAUUCCAUUCCCGUAAAGCGAGUCGGGACUCACCAUGGGAGCUUCCACUGCGAUGAAGCACUUGGUUGCUUCAUGAUUCGCUUGACGGAUAAGUUCUCUAAUGCUCAAAUUGUUCGAACCCGUGAUCCCCAGGUAUUACAAGGUCUUGAUGCAGUCCUUGAUGUUGGGGGCGUAUAUGAUCCAAGUCAUGAUCGAUAUGAUCAUCAUCAAAAGGGGUUUGAAGAAGUUUUUGGCCAUGGUUUCACCACUAAGCUUAGCAGCGCUGGUCUUGUUUAUAAGCAUUUUGGGAAGGAGAUUAUUGCGAAAGAACUUCAAGUUGAUGAAGGGCACCCAGAUGUGCACAGGCUAUUUUUGGCUGUUUACAAAAGUUUCAUGGAGGCAAUUGAUGCUGUAGAUAACGGCAUUAAUCAGUAUGAUACUGACCAGCCGCCAAAAUAUGUGAAUAACACACACCUAUCUUCAAGGGUGGGGAGAUUGAAUUUGGACUGGAUAGACCCUGAUCAAUCACCCGAGAAUGAGAAUAAGGCAUUUGAGAAAGCAAUGGCCCUGGCGGGCAGCGAGUUCUUAGAUAGUGUUAGAUUUCAUGCAAAGUCAUGGCUACCAGCUAGAUCAAUUGUGAUAGGAUGUCUUGCAACAAGACAUGAUAUUGACCCUAGUGGAGAAAUAAUGGUUUUGGCAACAUUUUGCCCUUGGAAACUUCAUCUAUUUGAGCUCGAACAGGAGUUGAAGAUUGAAAAUUCGAUCAAAUAUGUGCUCUAUCAAGAUGAUAGAAGCAAACACUGGCGAGUGCAAGCGGUGGCAGUAUCUCCUGACAGAUUUGAGAGUCGUAGGCCGCUGCCUGCCCAAUGGCGAGGUUUAAGGGAUGAGGAACUCUCAAAGGAGUCUGGGAUACCUGGUUGUGUGUUUGUUCAUAUGAGUGGCUUUAUUGGUGGAAAUCAAACUUAUGAAGGGGCUCUUACUAUGGCGAAACAGGCAUUGAAGCUGUAGAAAUCGAGAUCUAUUUAUUUAUUUACAUAGCUCGCAACAUCGGUUCGGAGAAUACUGUGUGUGUUAAUUUGAGUUCAAGGCUUACUGUUUUUAUGCCUUUGUGAGUCCCUCUAUUCUUCCAAUUUGAAAACAUUUUCUGUAGAAACAAGGUUAUUCUUUUGGGAAGGGAAGUUAUUAGAUUUUGAUUUUGAUAUUUGGAAAUGGAAAUCUGUAAUACCAUACAGAACAAGAAAAAUAUCAACUUUCCACAUGGAAAUCUUGCUUUAUCAAUGUAUCCACUCAAGUCAAUUUUAAUCUUCAACAAAAUACAUACUGAA
Messenger RNA from Benincasa hispida (wax gourd), 1510 nucleotides. RefSeq names its product Metal-dependent protein hydrolase. Lineage: Eukaryota; Viridiplantae; Streptophyta; Magnoliopsida; Cucurbitales; Cucurbitaceae. The record is from RefSeq and is a predicted model, not a curated record. Gene Ontology annotation, cellular component: nucleus; cytoplasm.